AUGGCUGAUGUUUUCAGAAGUCUGAACCUCAUUGAGACCCUAAAAGAGUCCAUAGACCACAAUAAGUUAUCAGAGGUCAAAGAUGCAUUAGAAGACCUCCUGAUCAGCAGGAUCAACCUCGCUUUGAUUGGGGACCGUGGGGAUGAAAAAACCUCCUUCAUAAACUCGCUCAAUGGCCUCAGCUUCGGGGACGAUGGAGCAGCUCCCUCUGCGACACCUGUUGCACCGGAGGAAGUGGCAUGCUACCCUAACCCCAAACACCCUGACUUUCGUCUGUGGGAUCUGCCACCUCUCCCAUCCACCUCUCCGUUUGAACCAGAGGGAUACAUGAACGCAGUGAAGUUUCCCCGCUACAAUGCCGUCUUUAUAUCAUCCACACAGACGCCCCAAACCAACAGUGUGAGAUUGUUCCUUGAGGCCCAGUCGCUGCAGCAACAAACAGUGUAUUUUAUUCUCUUUGCUUCAGAAAAAAUUACAGAAAAAAGCCUAGAAGAAAUACGGAAAAGCAGUCUGGAAGUGCUGAGAUCACAGGGUGUGAAAAUGCCUAAAUUCUAUGUGGUACGACCCUCCGCCCUGGAGAAGUUUGACUUUCCUGGCUUGUUGCAGGACAUGGAAAGAGACCUUCCUGAGAUCCGAGCCCACGCGGUGCUCUUGGCUCUCCCAACACUUACCUCCAGCCUGGUCACACAGAAAAAGGAUGCAUUUAAAGCACUAGUAUGGGCAGCUGCCUCGCUAUCUGGUGGGGUGUCGGCUAUUCCUGUUCCCUUUGUGGCCUCCAUGGUGGACUCAAGUGUAGCAGUACGGAUUCUAACCAAAGCACAAUUAUCUCUGUGUCUAGACGAUGAAUCUGUGGAACGACUGGCCCGUCAGCGAGGCAUGGAGCCCACAAGACUUAAAGGGAUGCGAACUUGUGCACUGUCAGUCGAGGUCACUAAGGGCGAGGUUCAACAGCGCCUGGCGAAGGCACAAAACGACUUGGCCACAGUUUCUUUAAAGCUGGUUGAGAUGGCGUUACCUAGACAUGCUGGUUCAGCCAGCCGCUCCUUUGCUGCCAUGCAGCAAGCCUUAAACUGCGCCAUCGAUGAAAUGGCGGCUGAUGCUGAGAAGAUAGUGUCUGAGGCUCUUGGGGAGGGGAAGUGA
This is a messenger RNA of Notothenia coriiceps (black rockcod), 1140 nucleotides long. RefSeq names its product immunity-related GTPase family, q2 (gene irgq2). The record is from RefSeq and is a predicted model, not a curated record. Gene Ontology annotation, molecular function: GTP binding. Bases 1 to 1140 code for a protein of 379 amino acids. The transcript has a single exon. NCBI's taxonomy places the organism in Eukaryota, Metazoa, Chordata, Actinopteri, Perciformes, Nototheniidae. Gene Ontology annotation, cellular component: membrane.